Messenger RNA from Catharus ustulatus (Swainson's thrush), 4293 nucleotides. RefSeq names its product somatostatin receptor 1 (gene SSTR1). The transcript has 2 exons. Gene Ontology annotation, biological process: neuropeptide signaling pathway; cellular response to estradiol stimulus. Lineage: Eukaryota; Metazoa; Chordata; Aves; Passeriformes; Turdidae. The record is from RefSeq and is a predicted model, not a curated record. Gene Ontology annotation, cellular component: membrane; neuron projection. Gene Ontology annotation, molecular function: somatostatin receptor activity; neuropeptide binding. Bases 218 to 1420 code for a protein of 400 amino acids.
UUCUUUCCCUAGCUGGUGACGCGCCGCUGCUAUUAAUCAUUCACCAGCCGGGGAGCAGCAGUCGCGGCCGCUCGGAGGGACCGGCGCUGGCAGCCGCCCCUCUCCCGAUGCCCGCGUCCCGCAGCCGCCGCGCCGGGAGCCCCGGCGGGAUGGUGCCCAGCGCAGCCGGCGGCGGACGCCUGCUGCUCUGAGCCGGGGCCGAGGGUCCGGGCAGAGGAUGCUCCCCAAUGGCACCUGCCCCAGGCUUCCGGGCGGUGCAGGCAGCGACAGCGGCGACAGCGACAGCGGAGGCAGCGACAGUGGUGGCGGAGGAGCCGGUGGCGCCUCGGAGGAGGCGGAGGCGGAGGGCAUGGACUCGGGCGGCAGGAAUUCCUCUGGCGCUCCGAACAGCACCCUGAGUGAGUCUCAGGGCAGCGCCAUCCUCAUCUCAUUCAUCUACUCCGUGGUGUGCCUGGUGGGGCUGUGCGGCAACUCCAUGGUCAUCUACGUGAUCCUACGUUAUGCCAAGAUGAAGACAGCCACCAACAUCUACAUCCUCAACUUGGCCAUCGCAGAUGAGCUGCUGAUGCUUAGCGUCCCCUUUCUGGUCACCUCCACGCUGCUGCACCACUGGCCCUUUGGCUCCCUGCUCUGCCGCCUGGUGCUCAGUGUGGAUGCCAUCAACAUGUUCACCAGCAUCUACUGCCUGACCGUGCUCAGCGUGGACCGUUACAUCGCUGUGGUGCACCCCAUCAAGGCGGCCAGGUACCGCCGGCCCACUGUGGCUAAGAUGGUCAAUCUGGGUGUCUGGGUGCUUUCCAUCCUCAUCAUCCUGCCCAUCAUCAUCUUCUCCAACACAGCAGCCAACAGUGAUGGAACAGUGGCUUGCAACAUGCUCAUGCCAGAGCCCACCCAGAGAUGGCUGGUGGUCUUUGUGGUCUACACCUUUCUGAUGGGCUUCUUGCUGCCUGUGGUGGCCAUCUGCCUCUGCUACAUCCUCAUCAUUGCUAAGAUGCGCAUGGUGGCCCUGAAGGCUGGCUGGCAGCAACGCAAACGCUCAGAGCGCAAGAUCACCCUCAUGGUCAUGAUGGUGGUGAUGGUCUUUGUCAUCUGCUGGAUGCCCUUCUACAUUGUGCAGCUGGUCAAUGUCUUUGUAGAGCAGGAUGAUGCCACCAUCAGCCAGCUCUCUGUCAUCUUGGGCUAUGCCAACAGCUGUGCCAACCCUAUCCUCUAUGGUUUUCUCUCAGACAAUUUCAAGCGGUCCUUCCAGCGGCUGCUCUGCCUCAGCUGGAUGGACAACGCUGCAGAGGAACCCAUCGACUACUAUGCCACUGCCCUCAAGAGCAGGGCAUACAGCGUGGAGGACUUUCCCCCAGACAACUUGGAGUCAGGGAGCAUGUACAGGAAUGGCACUUGCACCUCCAGGAUUACCACCCUCUGAGGAAGCAUUCCUGUCCCCCAGCUCCCUUACUGCCCCCCAGCUGGAGGACAGAUUCCAACUCACUGUUGGCUCUCUGGACUACUUGGCAGAAGCAAAAUAGAAAAGGUCUUAGGAAAAAAUCUGAUUAUUGCUGUGCUUUGGAGCUGUGCGGCAGGUUGCUGAUAAUGGGAGAUAAGCAGUCCCGUGACACGCAGGGAGCAGAGAGCUGGGACUCUCUGAGAUGGGAGCUGGGGGACCACUGAGCUGGGAAAUGCUUGAAUCUGUCCACACACACAAAAAUGUGUGCUGAUAAUAAAGUUGAAAGGGAGCACUAGACUGUGAAUCUGCUGUCUUGAGCCUGCUCCAUCAGCUGUGAAACAGUGAUGAAGGGAGCUGAGGUAGUUUUUGAAUGACCUGAGUGAUGGCAAAGUCACUUUAGCCUACAUGGAAAAAAGAGGGAGUCAUUAAAAAACCUGCACCAGUCUCUGAAAUAAAUACUUGACAGAAAAAGCAGCUGUUUGGUAAUAGCUACUACCCUAGCUCCAGUUUCUUCUGUUGCACUAAAAAAAAUCCCAACAAAAUGGGUUUCAUAUGUUGCCAAUGUAAUAUACUGACCCAGAGCUUCUUAAUGUUUCAUUUCUGAGAAUUCUUGUUUUUAAUGUGUGCCAGAUGUCUCCUUGUUUGAUUUCUUAAUUUGAUUCUAGUCACUGUGUUGUGAACGUGUUUUUCUGAAGCAAUUUAUACUGUGUACUUAUGUCUGUGGUGGCUACUUACAAGAUUGCAUUUAAAAUGGGUGAUGCUCAAGAAGGCUCUUUUCCAGAUGAAAACAUUGUCUUUUUCUAACUCUUUCAUUUACAUUGUCUCCCCCACAGAAAUACUCUCUUGAAUUUUGUCUCCUCUUAUGACAAAACAAAUUUCAUAUGGACAGAUGAAGCUUUCUUUGAUAAAUGACAGCUGAUUAAAUGAAACCUUCUAUCCCUGCUCCCUCUUAUCCCACACAGAAGAGUCGGUACAGACUGUUGAAAUAAGCAGAUAUGUUUUUUGCCUUCUACCACCUAUGCUAACAGUGUCAUUCAGUGGCAAGUGCCCCAGUAGCUGUGAAAAAUCACUUCUCUAGCACAAUACUGUGAUUGUAUUAAUUAGAACUACUGGAAAUUUGAAGUAAGAGACUGGAAAAAAUCUCUAGUAGUAGCAUACCCAUAGCAUUGUACUCGUAGCUGCAGUGCUUAAGUACAGUGUUAAGUGUAAGGUUGGCAGUUAAGGCAUCUAGUAUUUGUGGUGGUGGACUUACUACAGGUUUUUGUUAAACUAUAUCCUUUAACUUUUCUCAGCAGCAAAAAGCAGGAUGCUACUUUGUACAUUUCUUUCACCAAAACUUAGGUACUGUUAAAUGAAUGUAUAAAUUUAGUAUUUCAAAGUUGUCCAUCAAAAUGAGAGAAAAAAAUCUUAAUUCACUUCAAUGGACUGUAAGUCAGCUCCUUUUAGUCUUAAAAAUUGAUAAUGUGGAAACUGUUACAUCCUUAUUAAAAUAUUUCAUGAAAAGCUUUAACAAUGGUACAGUUUAUUUUCUUUUACUUCCUAGUGGAUGGGAUUUAAAGGAAACUUGCAAAUAUUAAAUUUUGUAAUGUUUUACAUGUGCAUAUGGGGGAAAAAGGAUGAAAUCGCUUUAUAAGCUCAAUUAACUUCUCACUGAAAUCAAACACCUGCCAAAACUUUAAAGUGCCCCAUGAUAUCCAUGAUGCUAUUUCCAGGGCUUCACUUGAUUUCUCACUCACAGUAUCUUCAAGAUGGCUUAAAUCUCAUAAUCUUAUGUAGUCCUUUUCACUCAGGCAUAUUCUCAUGGGUGGUCACAUUAAACAGAGAGUCAGUUUACUCUUUACUGCUGAAUUUGUUUAUUAUCAGACAUGAUGAGGCAAGAGUGAAAAAACAAAGAUUCAUACUGCAUACUCAGCUUUGAUGAGAAGUAGAACUGGGGGUUUUUUCAUGUUUUUUUUCUCUUUGCCUUGUAAAGAUUGUGAUGGAAGCCUACACACCUACCAGCAUAAGCACUUUAGUUUCAGUUCUCCCAGGCACAUCGCAGAGGUUGGGUUGGGGCUUCAGUAGAUGGCAGGCUUGCCUUCAGAUGGAUGGGCUGAUUCACUCCCAGCCAGCACGGCCCCUAGGUUCCUGGCUAAAACACUCUGUGUGAUUUCAGCUGGAAACAAAAUCUGUUUAUCCCAAACUAACAGUUGUUCCUGCUAUUUUUCACUCUGGGAGAGGUGAUCAACAGCAAUAAAUCAUUCAAUUUAUCUAGAAAGAAAGUUAGUUAGUCCAUUCUGUGUUACUGUUCUAAAUAGUAGAAUAUAACUACCAGGAAGAAACAAAGCUGUUCUCAUGAAAUAAUAUGUACCAGAAAAUGAGCAGAACUCUUUUUAAUGCUUUCCAAAUGGCAAAUAAGAAUAUUCAGAUUCCAUAUAGAAAUUAUUUUAACCAAUGAUUAAUUCACUAAAAAAAAAAAGAGUACAGUGGUUUAUUUCUUGGUGUCAUUUUGACUUCUUACCCAGCUGCAAGUAGGUGAAUUGUAAUUUGUAACUAGUAGUAAUUUUUUUUUGCUUUUUCCCCAUGAGCUUUGGUUUAUAUUUUAAAAAUACUGCAUUCACCUUGUCAUGGAAAUUGGCCUUGUGGCCACUGAAAUGCAGGUAACUUUUGCACUUUGUUUAGCCUGAGACCUAUACCCAGCACUACCCAGUGAAUGGCCUGGACUGGUUCCUGUGGCAUGUAUUCCAGAGAACAGUUUUCACAUGGAACACACAUGAGCUGGGCAGCACACAUCAGCUGCAGCAUUUUCCCACUCCAAGAAAGGUGCACAGGAAAUCACUUUCCUUUCUCAUCAGGCUUCCCAGUGCAGUAGCAAA